AUGGUCAUUAUCUUGUUGCUUUGCUUGUGUUUCACACUCCAAAACUUUGAAGUUGAUGGGCAUAUCCCAAAUUUAUCCCAAAAUGGAUAUUUGGAUUCCGAGUUUGAGGAACGUUUGAAAAUCAUCAACAAGCCUCCCAUCAAGAGUAUUCAUACAGUGUUUGGGCACAUUGUUGAUUGUAUUGAUAUAAAUAAACAAUUAGCUUUUGACAAUCCUUUACUAAAAAAUCAUAAGAUCCAGCUAAAACCCAGUUUCAAAGAAACUACAACUGAACUAAAGGUAAAUGAAAGCAUAUUUCCUACACUUGGGAAUGAUUUGUGCCCUGAAGGAACAAUUCCUGUUCGGAGAGCAACCAAAGAAGACCUCAUCCGUGAAAAAUUGUUCUCAAAUAAUAUUGGUACCCUAACUCUGGUUAACCCUGGCACUCAUUUUGCAGGAGUACGCUUAAAUUUACGUCCAAAGGUCUAUAUCGGAAUUAAUGGAACUAUUAGUGUAUAUACUCCAACUGUUGAGGAGGGUCAAAUGAGUUCUGCUUAUAUAUGGGCUUCAAAUGGAACGGAUCCUAACUACGAAAACAAUAUCCAAGCUGGAUGGCAGGUAUAUCCAACGUUAUCUGGAGAUGUCAAAGCUCAUUUCUACACAUCUUGGUCAAAUGGUCAUCAGAAAACAGGAUGCACCAAUUUGCUAUGUGCAGGUUUUGUGCAAACUAGUCAAAGAAUCUACCUGGGUACACCAUUUAGUAGUACAUCGACCUAUGGUGGACCAACAUCUCAGAUGACCGUCUCUCUUACUCAGGAAGAAAUUACUACUAACUGGUGGCUAAGGGCUGAGAACACAUAUAUCGGAUACUUUCCCAAAGAAUUGUUUUCUGGUUACUUAUAUUAUGCGGAUCAAGCUGGUUGGACUGGUAAAACAAUUAGAGGUAAUCUUCCGAGUCCUCCAAUGGGUUCUGGACACUUACCAGAUGGCAAUUAUCGUCAUUCAGCGUAUAUUGCACGAAUGGCAUAUAGGGAUCGACAAAGACAAGAUGCUGUACCCCUUACAGGUGAGCUUGUUCUAGAUGCUGACAGCCCCCAAUGCUACAAUGUGACAUGGGAUAAAUAUGUCGAUGACAACCUACAACAUACUAUAGAAUUUGGGGGACCUGGUGGCCUGGAUUGUGAACCAUGA
Molecule: messenger RNA, 1170 nt
Organism: Lotus japonicus
Lineage: Eukaryota; Viridiplantae; Streptophyta; Magnoliopsida; Fabales; Fabaceae
Exons: 7
Coding region: 1-1170 (389 amino acids)
Source: RefSeq, a predicted model, not a curated record